CUGUCAUUUGUUAUUACUAUUUACUAUUUACUGAUUGUUAUUUGAACCUGUGUCUAACGUACGGUAUGUCGUGUUGUGUAUGCUACUUAUUGGUGACUAUUUGUCGUUUGAUGUAGUCGGCGGUUCAUGUGUUUUUUUUUUUAAGUCACUUGAAUGUUCCACAGAGUUUCUUCUACCAGUCUUUCAAUCAUAGGUAUGGAUUUCGAUCAUCAUUUUUUCGAUUCAAUUGGAUGAAAAUGCCACCUCAAGGCGUUUGACAGUUAUAGUGGAAGUCCAUCCUGGUUUCCGUUAUUGUAUAUUCCAUCCGAACGCUGCUACCAUUAUAGUGUCGGUAUGCAAAAGCAAGUGGACUAGUCUUCGCAAUUCGUUUGCAAGAGAACUUCGUGAACUCAAAAAUAAAAAAUCUGGGUCAGCUGGUUCUAAAAAAAGAAAAUAGUACCUUUUUGAUAGUAUGAGUUUUUUAACUGGUUUUAUGAUGCAGCAUAAAAAAAUGGGUAGCAACAUCAAUAACGAUUAUGUAAAUGAAUCCGAAGAAAUCGUAGAGUCUGAAGAAGAUGAUACAUCAGACAAUACAGGAGAUAAUAUAGUAGAUAAUACAGUAAUAGAGAGUGAACAAGACAUUAUUGAACCAAUAUUGACGUUACCUAAAAAUCCAUAUAAAAGAACAGCAAGCGAUAAGGUAGCAGAACCGAUGAUAGAAUUUUUGAAAUCAAGAACUACAAAGCCAGCAUCUGUUGAAGAACCUCCAGAAUUGUUAUUCUUUAAAAGCCUUAUUCCAGACUAUAAAAAACUUAAUGAUAAAAAUCAAAGAAAAUUCAAAAAUUUAGUUAUGUCGUCUUUAAAUAGUUAUCUUGAUGAACAAGAAGAUAGUAAUCAAAUAGCUUCAUUUCAAAACAAUAUAAAUAACAUGUAUCGUAGACCAGUUGAACAGCAGAGUAAUCAUUUAUAUCAAGCUAGACCUAUCAUGGACCAAAAUAUGAUUUUUGUAGCUGAACAAAACACAGAUCAACAAAUUAAUCAAAACCUAAAUGUAAACUAUUACUACAGUGAUUUUGCUUCGGAUUUAUCUUCGUCUUCACAAGGAAGUAACAAUUCAUUCAAAUGAUAUAUUUUUUUAAUUUAUAAGUUACAAUAAUAAUAAAACAAAUUUAAAACAUAA
This is a messenger RNA of Melanaphis sacchari, 1159 nucleotides long. RefSeq lists its product as uncharacterized. The record is from RefSeq and is a predicted model, not a curated record. Gene Ontology annotation, molecular function: DNA binding. The coding region runs from base 452 to 1105 and encodes 217 amino acids. Lineage: Eukaryota; Metazoa; Arthropoda; Insecta; Hemiptera; Aphididae. The transcript is spliced from 3 exons.